AAUUUUUGGUGUCACGUCAUUUCAUCGCGGCUAAAUGCAUCGUGCGUCAAUUCACCGUGGUUAUUUUAUCGCAACGUCAAUUUAUCGCGUAUUAUCGUUUUUAUGAUUUUUGAACUCUAAUGAUAUCUGCUAAUGCUAGCCUCAGUCUUAUGACAACUGUCAAAUCGUCAUUUUACCCGUCGUGUAUUUAUCGAAUACGCUAAUUUAUUAUUAUAAUAAAAUUAUUUUAUUAUGACUUUUCAAAUGCUAAAAACUGAGAAAGGGAAGGAUAUGCUUUGCUACGAUGGCCACAUUUUUUUAAAAGAAAAAGAAAAUGGCACGAAAUCCAUAUGGAAAUGUAAUCAGUAUUAUAAAAAUAAAUGUCGCGGACGACUUCACCUAAGCAAAGUGAAAAUAUUAAAAAACACUGACCAUAAUCACGUUCCAAGUUCAUCAGAAAUUCAGAUAAAAAAAACACUUAAUAAACUAAAAGAUAUAGCCAGUAAUAAUAGUGAUAUGAGUACACAAUCGGUAAUAGGUUCAGCACUUAAUCAAAUUCCUAUUGAAUCGUCUGGGCAGUUACCUAAUAUAAAUAUACUUAAACGUACUAUUCAACGUGUACAUAAGCAAAAAUUACAGUUGCCCAACGACCCGACAGACUUAAAUUUUAUCAUACCCGAUGAAAUGACAAAAAUCAUAGAUGAAAAUCUUUUUUUGCAAUAUGAUAGUGGUAUUAAUAUUUAAUACUGAACGAAUUUUAAUUUUUUCAACAACACGUUUAUUGUAUCUUAUGACACAAUGCGACAACUGGUUUUGUGAUGGCACAUUUUCUAGUGCACCAUCAUUAUUUUAUCAAUUAUAUACAAUUCACGCUGUUCAGUAUUCUAAUGUGUUACCGUCUGUUUACAUCUUAUUACCAAAUAAAAAAGAAAACACCUAUAAACAUAUGUUUCAAGCACUAAAAACAAUUGAGCCUGAUCUAAGUCUUAAGACAAUUAUAGUCGACUUUGAAAAUGGUGCAAUGAAUGCAAUAACUUCUGAAUUUCCUGAAGCAAAACUAAAAGAUUGUUUCUUUCAUUUGUCGCAAUGUAUUUGGCGACAAAUUCAAGCCGCAGGCCACCAAAAAAAAAUAUAUAGAUGACGUAACUUUUGCGCUACAGAUUCGUAAACUACCAAGCUUAGCUUAUGUACCAGAAAAUAAGGUUAUUGAGUCUUAUGAAAAAUUGUUGGACACCAAAUACUUUAUUGAAAAUGACGAACUACUAUCACCAAUUCUUAAUUAUUUUGACAAUACUUGGAUAGGACGUACUGACUGGCGACAAAAAAGGCGAUCACCUACUUUUAAAAUUUCGAUUUGGAACUGCUAUUCGUUGGUUUCUGAAGAUUUACCAAGAACAAAUAAUGCUGUUGAAGGAUGGCACAAUUGUUUUACAUCGAUCUUAAAUCAAUGUCAUCCAAGUAUAUGGAAAUUUAUAUUAGCAUUGAAAAAAGAGGAAAACACAAAUAAAAUAAAAAUCGAACAAUAUAUAGCUGGAGAAUGUCCACCAGCAAAAAAAAAGUAUCAAGAUAAAGCUCAACGUCUAAAACAAUAUGCUAUGAUUUUGAAAAUAGAUCUAUCGACGACUAUUUACAAGGAAUAGUUCAUAAUUUUCAAUUGCAAUUGUAAAUUUUGUAAAUAAUGUAUAUUAUGUAAACGACAAACAAUAUUUAUUGUGAUUUUUCGUGAUUAUUUAAAUAAUAAAAUUUGGCGAUAAAUUGACGUGCGACCACGAUAAAUUGACAUGCGAUGAAUUGACCGCAAUCAUUUGACGCGCGAUGAAUUUAGCUACGGUGAAUUGACGUAUAUCCGUAAUUUUUAUUUCUGUAUAUUAUAAUAUUCAUAAGCAUACCCAGGAAUUUAUUUGGAGCCUGGUUUCAAUAAUCAAUAAUUACUUUUUUAUUUUUACUUUUUUAUUACUUUUUUUUUUUUAUACCUAACAGAUUUCUUAUAAACAUAUUUUAUACAAGCAAAAAUCUAGUAAAUCAUAAAUUAAUGCCAACUUAUUUCGAAGGCAAUAUUUGAGGAGUAUUAAAAUAAUGUUUUGUUAAAUUAUUAAGUACUUACUCAAAUAAUAAGUGUUGAAAUUAUCUAUUAAAAUACUGAUGAAUAUGCUAGAACUUAGAUAAGUAUUACUAUAAAAUUAAAUAGUUUUUAGGAACUUCAAUAAAUUUUUUAGCCAUGAA
Messenger RNA from Acyrthosiphon pisum (pea aphid), 2202 nucleotides. RefSeq names its product FLYWCH-type zinc finger-containing protein 1-like. The transcript has a single exon. NCBI's taxonomy places the organism in Eukaryota, Metazoa, Arthropoda, Insecta, Hemiptera, Aphididae. The record is from RefSeq and is a predicted model, not a curated record. The coding region runs from base 232 to 723 and encodes 163 amino acids.